Molecule: messenger RNA, 413 nt
Organism: Ostreobium quekettii
Lineage: Eukaryota; Viridiplantae; Chlorophyta; Ulvophyceae; Bryopsidales; Ostreobiaceae
Source: the annotation of a GenBank genome assembly
GGAAGCAAGAUGUGGCUUUUCGGUGCCUUGACGGCCACGUGCACGACUUCUAUCACGUCACGCCACAAUCGAAGUGCGUCACCACUUCGGAUGGGAGCCUGGCCGUGGACUUUGUUGUCACGUACGAGCACCUGGAGGACGACUUCAAGGAACUGAUCAGCAUCCUCAACGGCAGGAGGGAACCCUCGGUGCCCGUCAUCGAACACACGCUCGGAUGGCACCAGAAGGGGCCCCUGGUGAGAGAAAGCAGGCGCGAGGCUGAUGCCGAAUCGGGACAGCCGGAUUCAAGGCACUCCAGUCCACACGUCCAAAAAUACUUCGCCUGCGGGAGCGACUGCAUACGCUCUGUGGCAAGGUACUACGGCGACGACUUUGACGCUUUUGGCUACCCAAAGUGCGGGAGCAGACCAUGA